Messenger RNA from Arachis duranensis, 1473 nucleotides. RefSeq names its product 7-deoxyloganetin glucosyltransferase-like. The record is from RefSeq and is a predicted model, not a curated record. The transcript has 2 exons. Bases 1 to 1473 code for a protein of 490 amino acids. Gene Ontology annotation, molecular function: UDP-glycosyltransferase activity. NCBI's taxonomy places the organism in Eukaryota, Viridiplantae, Streptophyta, Magnoliopsida, Fabales, Fabaceae.
AUGGGUUCUGUGAGCAGAAUUGAUUCGAAGCCUCAUGCUGUGUGCAUAGCAUACCCAGCACAAGGCCACAUAACUCCAAUGCUGAAGCUAGCAAAGCUUCUUCACAACAAAGGCUUCCACAUAACUUUUGUUAACACUGAAUACAAUCACAGACGUUUUCUCAGAUCAAGAGGACCCGAUUCGCUCAAAGGCCUUCCCUCGUUCCGAUUCGAAACCAUCCCAGACGGCCUUCCUCAGGACCCUGACGACCAUGCUGACGUCACUCAGGACGUGCGUUCUCUGUGUGAGUCCACAAGAACGACUUGCUCUCCGCACUUCAAGAAGCUCAUUUCCAAGCUCAAUAGUGAUGGCGGUGUUCCUCCUGUGACUUGCAUUGUGUCUGAUAGCAUCAUGAGUUUCAGUGCUGAUGCUGCUGAAGAAUUUGGCAUCCCUUUGGUGAUGUUUUGGACUGCAAGUGCUUGUGGAUUUGUGUGCUAUAUGCACUAUCAUAAACUUGUUCAAAAAGGCUUAAUACCAUUCAAAGAUAUGAGCUAUGUCACAAAUGGAUAUUUGGAGACUACCCUAGAUUGGGUGCCCGGAAUUAAAGAAAUUCGAUUGAGGGAUAUGCCCAGCUUCCUCAGAACCACAGACCUAAAAGAUAUUAUGCUUGAUUUCUUCAUAGGAGAGUGUGCAAGAGCUCACAAAGCUUCAGCAAUAGUAAUGAACACAUUUGAUGCUUUGGAGCAUGAUGUUUUGGAAGCAUGUUCUUCCAUUCAUAACAUGCCUCCUAUUUAUCCCAUUGGUCCCUUGAAUUUUCAACUGAACCACUUCAACAACGAGCACUUAAACAAAAUUUCAUCCAACCUUUGGAGAGAGGAUCUAGAGUGUCUUGAAUGGCUAGACAAACAAGAGCCCAAUUCAGUUGUGUAUGUGAACUUUGGUAGCAUCACAACUAUGACCAAUGAAAACUUAAUAGAGUUUGCUUGGGGACUUGCCAAUAGCAACAAAAAAUUCUUUUGGGUAAUUAGGCCAGAUCUUGUGGCUGGUGAAAUUGCUGUGUUACCUCCUGAAUUUUUGGAAGUGACAAAAAUUAGAGGCAUGUUAGCAAAUUGGUGUCCCCAAGAACAAGUUUUGGCUCACCCUUCAAUUGGGGUGUUUUUGACACACAGUGGUUGGAACUCAACAUUGGAAAGUGUGUGUGGUGGUGUGCCAAUGAUAUGUUGGCCCUUCUUUGCUGAGCAACAAACCAAUUGUAGGUUUUGUAAUAAGGAGUGGGGAAAUGGGUUGGAGAUAGAACAUGUUAGUAGGGAGAAAAUUGAAAGCCUUGUGAGGGAGUCAAUGGAUGGAGAGAAGGGUCAAGAUAUGAGACAAAAUGCUUUGCAAUGGAAGAAAUUAGCCAAGGAUGCUGCAUCUGCCCCACAUGGAUCCUCAUUUCAGAAUCUAGAGAAUGUGCUUCAUCAAGUUCUAUUGAACAAUUUCACUACUACAAAGUAG